Paramisgurnus dabryanus is the source of this 4175-nucleotide messenger RNA. It is a transcript of the gene st8sia1, whose product is annotated as ST8 alpha-N-acetyl-neuraminide alpha-2,8-sialyltransferase 1. The record is from RefSeq and is a predicted model, not a curated record. Gene Ontology annotation, molecular function: alpha-N-acetylneuraminate alpha-2,8-sialyltransferase activity. NCBI's taxonomy places the organism in Eukaryota, Metazoa, Chordata, Actinopteri, Cypriniformes, Cobitidae. Gene Ontology annotation, biological process: N-glycan processing; oligosaccharide metabolic process.
UAAUUUACCUCAGACAGAUCACAUAACGAUUCGGUUGUAGAUAAAUUGUCCACAAGAGGGCAGCACCACAACAAAUAAUGAGUCCAACUGCGUGUGUUAAAGCAUCAAGAAAUUGAGCUUUGUCUCUCACUAGUCAGAAGAUUACACUGGAGGUGCAUGGCCAAAUAGACAGGGAAGGCCCUAAAUUUUAAUUUGCAUAGCGGGACGUGAUGAUGAUGUGGCGAUAAGGCGGGAUAGUGCAGGGAUCAUUUGAUGGGUAUAGCUCAUGAGGACGGGAUACAUCAUUGGGGAGAUCAUCUUUGGAUUCAGUUUUAAAAGCCGUGAGAUUCCUCUAUCAGGACCACACCGAAACGAUGCAUGGCGACCGCAUCAACAAUUUCCUAUAACGCGACAUUUAAUCCGAUCCUACACAUCGGCUAACCAGGAGGGGGGAAAAGAGGCUUUUGAUGCUUGAAUGGAAUUCUGGGACUGAUGCGUCUCUGUUGUCCUCUCUUACAGAGAGCGCAUAAUGGAAAGAGGAGGAUAACGGCAUUUCAAUGGUUCGUGUUUGCUCAAAAUGUCGGUGACACCGAAAUAAAAACGGGUCUGUCGGGAACACGUGUUUUUGGACUAGCUGUUUGAGAUUUAGUUUGAUCAGAUCGGCGGAAUGAUGUCUUUAAGAUGUCACCGGAGUAAGUCGGUGUGGGCUACUCUGGGCGUGCUGGCGUUGUGCUGGCUCUACAUCUUCCCAGUGUACAGGAUACCCAGCGACAAGGAGAUGGUGAAUGAGGUUCUGCGGCAGGGACAAACAUGGACCAGAAACCAAACGGGAAUUGAGCUGUACAGGAAGCUGCUUACAGAAUGCUGUGACCCAAAGAGGAUGUUUAUUGUGACUAAAGAGAACUCGCCAAUUGGGAAGGUCCUGUGGUAUGAUGGAGAAUUGUACCAUUACCAUACGGUCAACAAUGAGACGUACCCCUUCUUUGUUCAGGAUACACCACUGCAGCUUCCUCUAAAGAAGUGUGCGGUGGUGGGCAACGGUGGGGUCUUGAAACACAGCGACUGUGGCAAAGAAAUUGACCAGGCUGACUUUAUCAUGAGAUGUAACCUUCCUCCUUUGUCUGAAAAGUACACUGCUGACGUAGGUACCAGAACGCACCUAGUGACUGCUAAUCCUAGCAUCAUUGAAAAGAGCUUUCAGAACCUACUCUGGUCCCGCAAAGCUUUUGUAGACAGCAUGAAGGUGUACGGUUCCAGCUACAUCUACAUGCCUGCGUUCUCCAUGAAGCCCGGUACUGACCCCUCCCUCCGGGCAUACCACACCCUUGCGGACUUCGCCUCCAAUCAGACUGUUCUCUUUGCCAAUCCAGACUUCCUCAAAAACGUCGGGCGAUUUUGGAAAAAUCACGGCGUCCAUUGCAAACGCCUUUCAACCGGGCUGUUCCUGGUGAGUCUUGCGCUUGGCAUAUGCGAAGAGGUGACCGCUUACGGUUUCUGGCCAUUUUCCGUAGGCCUGGACGAGCGACCGGUCAGCCAUCAUUAUUAUGACAACAUUCUCCCAUCCUCUGGAUUUCACGCCAUGCCCGAGGAGUUCCUGCAGCUUUGGCACUUGCACAAGACCGGCACGCUGCGUAUGCGUGUGGGCCAUUGUUCAAAGGCGGGGGAGUAGCAGAAUAGGAGGAAAUAGGAAUGGAAGCGUUGCUAGGGGCAACUCCCUUUAUUCUCACAGGAAUAGGAUGGCCAUCUUUCCCUUUGAUUAGCAUGAGAAUGCUGUGAGUUGUCAUGUGACGCCCCACCCCCAAAGCUGGGCUUUUUUUCAGUGUCUUAAUGCUUGACCCCCAUGUAUGUAGCCCACAACCUCCCCGUUAUUGCCAAGGGACUUACUCGCAUGUAUACCCAUCCUCAUUUAUGUGCUCACUGGAGGUUUGUUGCAUCCUUCAGGAAAGCUGGUGGGGGCUCAGGUGGCCUAUUUAAACUGCAUCCACCAACAGUAUAGACCAUUAAACCCAGGGGCUAGUCGAUGACCUAACGUAAAGAUGGAUUGGGGGAGGGACUGCUUCUAGAAAUCUAGUCUUAAAGAGGAAAUGGGAACAAUGCAGUGACCAUUUGGUGUGUAUUUAUCUUGAGCGCGAUUGGAUCGUUGGAAGGCAAAUAAUGAAUCAUGUGAAAAUCGGUACAUAGAGCGUUCAUAUCUACACAAUUCAGUGUAAAAACAGGUUUUGCCUGAAAAAAGGAAAUUUCAGCCGAGAAUUGAAUGUGAAUGUCAUACAGCUGUUAUUUGCAGAUUAUAUCUCAAGGCUGCGGUUUGUGUUCUCGUCGCUUAUUUUUCUUUUUUUUUUACAAUGAAUUAAAAGUAAAGUAUACUGUGAAAUAAAUAGAUUUGUCACGCGUUUUAUACAUGCAUUAAACGUUCAAAAGGUCCUACGCAGUGCAAGGAUUUACAUUUGUGCAUUUGGCAGACGCUUUUAUCCAGAGCGACUUACAGUUGCAUUUAAUCAGUAUGUUUAGUGGGAUUGAACCUAGAAGACAAAACCCACAGGAACAUUUUCAGGAAAAAAACAUGCAGAUGGGAAUUUUUAAAGACAAUAGGAGGAAUGAGUAACUUCCUGUGCCAACAGAGGAGCUGUGAUCACCUCGGGACACUUAGUUGGGGCUCUUUUCAAUUAUGAAGGCAUGAUGGUGAAAUGAAAUGGGAACCUUAAAGCUUGUGUUUUUUUUUUUUUUGCCUGCUAAGGUGCUGGACACCUGUUUUAUGUAUAUAAUCGAUCACUGAUUUCCUUACAAUUUCCAUAAGUAUUGUGUUAUUUGAAUGUAAUGGCAUUGUAAUAUUGUUUUGUUCAGUUGCACACAGAGGUUUUAAUCUUGUAUCGUAGGUGCUAUAGAUGUAAAAUAUUCACACAAGCUUAGUUUCAACACGCUUUUUAUCACAAAGAUAUUUAGAUACAAGAGUGAGUGUUAUGAAAGAUGUAAUUGUUUGGGUGCCGAAACAUGCACUACGCAGGUACGCAGAUUUUACAUUUGGACAGUGCAUUACAAGUGUACAGUCGUUGUAUUUAUUUAAUGUGCAUGCUUGUGUUACUGUGACGCAACAAACUGCAGUUUCGUUCAAAUAUCUGUGCCAUUAAACCAGAUGUACUUUUAUUUAACUAGCUAUAAACACGUGGACAUGCAACAAUGCAUGCAAUGGGCUCAUGUUGCCAGAACAGUUUGUGUUGCGUACUUGUGUAGGAUAUGUUUUGGGCAGUAUUGUACGUAUUUGGGAUUUUUCAUCGGCCGAGGAUUACCAUUAACACGUUUUUACACUUCUUAAGCGCGUGCCUUUUUAUAAAAGAAAAAAGGCUAUGGAUUUUGUCUUCUCAAGAAGGUUUUUAAUGAGUCUAAGGAUAAUUUAUAAUUUUUCUUUUUUACAUCACAUUGUUUGUUUAUAUGAGGGAUUUUAUGAUGUAUUACUUAUGUGGAAAGACUUCUGAUUUAUUAUGACGAAUGAAUUGCAAAUUUUGAAAGGGGGUGUUGAAAUGUCUAAGCGCAUGCUGUAUGAGAAGGACCAAUUUAUAGUUGUUUCUGUACUAUUUUAACUUAGUUGCUAGAAACUACAUUAUUUGUGUACAUGAAUAUGUAGGAGCUGGCAUUAUUUAUUUAUUUGCACCUUUGUGCUGUUCAGUAUUGUGAAUGAGUGAGGUCGUAGUUUGUAUGUAGGCAUGCACGACUGUGAUGUGUAAUUGGUUUUAGAAACUGAUUUUGAGUUAUAAACUCGCCAAAUGUUUUGCCAAGUAUUUUAAAGUUUUGCCCUGAGUUUCUGAGCCAUACAGUAUGAAGGUUACGUUCCCUGCUAAAACUGAGCUUACCUCAAAUGUACUUUACACUGUUAACUCCAUCAAGAAAGCUCAUAAGAGCACAAAUCUUAUGAAAUUGUAUGUUUUACUCCAAAAAGGGUCGUAAUAUGCCCAUUUUCUUUGCUCAGGCAGUUAGGUGAUGGAUUUACUUGAGCGCAUGUCACAAUUUAGUAACAGUAAACAGAAACCAGGACAUUGUUUCUGUGCCAGCUGGGUUAUGCAAAUAAAGGGAAAAAAUGAAAAUUUUGUGUUAAAAGUGAACCAAACAAUACUUUCAAAUAAUAAAAACCAGUGUCAACUACUCUGCUGCAGUAUGUAUUGUGUGAAUUGUAUUUCAGAAUGACAUUAAAUUUGUUUGAAGUA